CAAGGUCUUGUCUGAUAGAGGUUAGAGACAAAUUGUGGAGAUGUCUGUUCUGCAGGAGAUCAGUUCAAAUGUGAGGAACAUGAAGCAGUUAGAGUAUGCAAUCCUGGCCAGACGAGUAAACCAGAUCAAGGAGGGGCUCAAGCAGGGAGUGAGAAAGCCCUACAAAGAAAUUAUAGAUGUCUCCUGGGGUGACCCACACAGGGCAGGCGUGAAACCUCUGUCAUUUGUCCGACAGGUUGUUACAGCAUGUAUUUACCCUCAGCUUAUCAACAGCAACAAACUGCCUGCGGACGUCAGACAGAGAGCUCAGAGGCUGCUGGGGGAAUGUGCUGGAGGGAGUGUAGGUUCCUCUACAGCUACAGCGGGUAUACCAGAACUAGUCCACAGAGUCUCUGACUUCAUAAUGAGACGAGAUGGUGGGGCUCCGUCUCACCCUGAAAACAUAUACAUGAGCUCAGGCGCACAGUGGGCGCUAACGAACAUCCUCAACGUGCUGGUGAACAGAGAGGCUUCAACCAGAACAGGUGUUUUAACUCCAGGGCCAUGCUACAGCAUUACCAAUUUGUCCAUAAUGGAACUGGGAGCGGUCAUCGUUCCCUACUACCUGAAUGAGGAGCAGGGCUGGGAGCUGCAGGUAGAGGAGCUACAUCGAGCGCUGGAAUCUGCAAAGGGAGUCUGUAACCCUGUUGCUCUGUAUGUCAUCAACCCUGGAAAUCCAUCAGGUCAUGUUCAAAGCAGAAAAUCGAUGCAAGAGGUGAUCCGGUUUGUUUCUGAGAAGAGGCUCUUCCUUCUGGCUGAUGAGGUUUAUCAGGACUGCGUCUACGGGGAAAAGAGUGAGUUUGUCUCCUACAAGAGGGCUCUGAUGGAGAUGGGGCCUCCUCUUUCAGACACAGUGGAGCUGGCGUCCUUCCACUCAGCGUCCAAGGGCUUAAUGGGAGAGUGUGGUCUGCGUGGCGGAUAUGUGGAGCUGGUAAAUCUGGACCGUGCUGUCAUGAAAUACAUCCACAAUCUUUUCUCGAAAGACAGCUGUGCCCCUGUGUUGGGUCAGCUUGCCCUGGAUCUGAUGUUGAACCCUCCACAACCAGGAGAUCCCUCAUACCCUCUGUAUAAUGCGGAGAUACAACACAUCAGGAGCACGCUGGCUCGUAAUGUGAAGAGAGCCUGUGAGGUUGUGAACAGUCUCCUGGGUUUCUACUGCCAACCAGUGGAGGGAGGAGCAUUUGCGUUCCCCAGAGUGUAUCUUCCACCUAAAGCCAUUCAGAAAGCCAAGGAAGUGGGAAUGAAGCCAGAUACGUUCUACUGUAUGAGACUGCUAGAGGAGACUGGUCUGUUGGUCAGUCCUGGUUCUGAGUACAGGCAAAAGGAGGGCACCUACCACAUCAGAUUUUGCAUUAUUACAUCUGAAGACAUCAUGGAGGAAUUACUGAAACGCCUGAGCAGCUUUCACACACAAUUUAUGAAGGAUUUUUCUUAGAUAAAGUGACUUAAGCA
Molecule: messenger RNA, 1491 nt
Organism: Seriola dumerili (greater amberjack)
Lineage: Eukaryota; Metazoa; Chordata; Actinopteri; Carangiformes; Carangidae
Product: alanine aminotransferase 1-like
Exons: 11
Coding region: 41-1474 (477 amino acids)
Biological process (GO): biosynthetic process
Molecular function (GO): pyridoxal phosphate binding; L-alanine:2-oxoglutarate transaminase activity
Source: RefSeq, a predicted model, not a curated record